Choloepus didactylus (southern two-toed sloth) is the source of this 4902-nucleotide messenger RNA. It is a transcript of the gene LPIN1, whose product is annotated as lipin 1. The record is from RefSeq and is a predicted model, not a curated record. Gene Ontology annotation, molecular function: transcription coactivator activity; phosphatidate phosphatase activity. Gene Ontology annotation, biological process: positive regulation of transcription by RNA polymerase II; cellular response to insulin stimulus; triglyceride biosynthetic process. Bases 81 to 2945 code for a protein of 954 amino acids. Gene Ontology annotation, cellular component: nucleus; mitochondrial outer membrane. The transcript is spliced from 22 exons. NCBI's taxonomy places the organism in Eukaryota, Metazoa, Chordata, Mammalia, Pilosa, Megalonychidae.
CUGCCGGCAGCCGGCCGCCCGCUCCUGGUCUGCGUUCAGAGGCGGCUCCGCACGCGCGCCGGUGCCGGACCGCUCAAACCAUGAACUACGUGGGGCAGCUCGCGGGCCAGGUGUUUGUGACAGUGAAGGAGCUCUACAAGGGGCUGAACCCCGCCACGCUGUCGGGGUGCAUUGACAUCAUCGUGGUGCGCCAGCCCAAUGGGACCCUGCAGUGCUCCCCUUUCCACGUCCGCUUCGGGAAGAUGGGGGUGCUGCGCUCCCGGGAGAAAGUGGUUGACAUAGAAAUCAACGGUGAAUCUGUGGAUUUGCACAUGAAAUUGGGAGAUAAUGGAGAAGCGUUUUUUGUUCAAGAGACUGAUAACGAUCAGGAGGUGAUCCCCACGCACCUGGCCACCUCCCCGAUCCUGUCCGAGGGCGCGUCGCGCAUGGAGUGCCAGCUGAAGAGGGGCUCAGCCGACUGGACGCGCGGCCUGGACCCCGGCGCCGCGGCCCAGGCGGUGCCCCCGCUCGAGGCCUCCUCCAGCGGCUCGCUCGUGAAGAAGAGAAGGAAACGGAGGAGGAAGCACCCUCGGGACAGCCUGAGGAGGGACGAGCCCGGCAACACGUCCGAGGAUGAGGACAUGUUCCCCAUCGAGAUGAGCUCCGACGAGGAGCGGGAGCUUCUGGACGGCGGCAGAACUCUUCCUAAUGAUAAGCCUGCAUUCCCAGAUGACGUUCCUAAGGAACAGCUCUGCUCAGCCACGACGCACGCCCUGGCCUCCUACCCUGGUUCUGAUAGAGACUGGUCAUCCAGCCCCAGCAGCCUGGUGGAUCGCAGAAGGGCCCCCCCCCAGCUGGCUGCCGGGGCCGAGGGAGGCCUUUCCAGCUCGUGUCCUCCGCAGUCAUCCCACUUCCACUCCUCGGAAAGUCCCUCAGCCUCCCGGCCCUCGACGCCCAAAAGCGACUCCGAGCUGGUCAGCAGGUCCCUGGAGAGGGCAGCGCCGAGGAACAACCCAGAAAUGCUCUGGCUCUGGGGGGAGCUGCCGCAGGCCGCAGAGUCAUCUCUACACAAGAUGAAAGACUCCAGCCCACUGAGCAGCAGAAAAAUCUCUGAAAAAACGUACUUUCAAGCCAUACAGAGUGAGUCUUCAGAUACCCUCAGCGACCCGUCCCCAGCUUCGGCCGGGGGUCCUGCUGGGCAGUCACUCCUCGGCCGGGACAAGCCCCAGGUGGAAAUGCAGUUUGUGAAUGAAGAAGAUGCGGCGGCCAUGGCAGCAGCAGCUCUGCCUCUACCUUCCAGCGAGGAGCCCAGGCCCCAGGCUGCUGGCGUUGCCCAGACGGCGAGCAAGACGGAUUCUCCUAGGAAAAAAGACAAACGAAGCAGACACCUCGGUGCGGAUGGGGUUUACCUGGACGAGCUCACGGAUAUGGAUCCUGAAGUGGCUGCGCUGUAUUUUCCCAAAAAUGGGGACCCUUCUGGGCUCGCAAAACACGGAAAUGACAGUGGCUCCAGGUCAGCCAACCAGUCCCCGCACUCCGUGGGCAGCUCCGGCGCCGACAGUGGCAUGGAGAGCCCCUCAGACGGCACACGAGACCUGCCGUCCAUCGCCAUCUCCCUCUGCGGGGGCCUCAGCGACCACCGGGAGAUAACCAAAGAUGUAUUUCUGGAACAGGCCGUAUCAUACCAACAGUUUGUGGACAACCCUGCCAUCAUCGAUGACCCCAAUCUUGUGGUGAAGAUUGGGAAUAAAUACUACAAUUGGACGACGGCCGCUCCACUGCUCCUGGCAAUGCAGGCUUUCCAGAAACCUUUGCCAAAGUCUUCAUGCUUAAGUUAUCUUAAUGUAAUUUUGGAUGCCAUUAGGUUUUGCUUCUCUAAAGUUUUUAAUCCACAAACAGCCACUGUGGAGUCCAUCGUGAGGGACAAGAUGCCCAGAAAGGGCGGCCGCUGGUGGUUUUCGUGGCGUGGAAGAAACACCACAACCAAAGAGGAAAAUAAGCCUGAGCAGUGCUUGGCUGGAAAGGGCCUCAAUACCGGAGAGCAGCUGCCGCAGCUUGGCAAGUCCCCCAGAAUCAAGCACGAGUCGUCCUCCAGCGAUGACGAGCCCGUGGCCGCCAAGCCCCCGCACUCGGGACCCCCACCACUGGCGUCCGGCGUCGGCUACAAGAAGACGCUGCGGCUCAGCUCACAGCAGCUGAAAAGCUUGAAGCUGAAGAACGGCCCCAAUGACGUGGCGUUCAGCGUCACCACCCAGUACCAGGGCACGUGCCGCUGCGAGGGCACCAUCUACCUGUGGGACUGGGAUGACAAGGUUGUCAUCUCCGACAUCGACGGAACCAUCACCAGAUCCGACACUCUUGGCCACAUUUUGCCUACUCUUGGGAAGGACUGGACACACCAGGGGAUUGCGAAGCUGUACCACAAAGUGAGCCAGAAUGGAUACAAGUUUCUCUACUGCUCCGCGCGUGCCAUCGGGAUGGCGGACAUGACCAGGGGGUACCUGCACUGGGUGAACGAGCGGGGGACGGUGUUGCCGCAGGGGCCCCUGCUGCUGAGCCCGAGCAGCCUCUUCUCUGCCUUGCACAGAGAAGUGAUUGAAAAGAAGCCAGAAAAGUUUAAAGUCCAGUGUUUGACAGACAUCAAAAACCUGUUUUUUCCAAACACAGAACCCUUUUAUGCUGCUUUUGGAAACCGACCGGCUGAUGUAUAUUCAUACAAGCAAGUAGGAGUGUCUCUGAAUAGAAUAUUUACCGUCAAUCCCAAAGGAGAACUGGUCCAAGAACACGCAAAGACCAACAUCUCAUCGUACGUGAGACUCUGUGAGGUGGUGGACCACGUCUUCCCGUUGCUGAAAAGAAGCCAUUCUUCAGACUUUCCCUGUUCAGAUACGUUCAGUAAUUUCACAUUUUGGAGAGAGCCGCUGCCGCCCUUUGGAAACCAGGACGUCCAUUUGGCCUCCACAUAGCAUGUCCGAGCUGCUCCUGCCCUCGACGCUGCGGCGGCCACCGCACAUUAAAGGAUAGGUUUGGGGGACGUGGAGCUGGAGUCCGCAGUCUGCCGUGCCCUCAUUUGCUAAGAACAGAAAGGAUUUGGAGGAGGUCUCCCCCACGCACCCCAGGGGUGACCUUCCAGGGGAGAGGGGUGUCUCUGUAGGAAGGAAUUGCCGGGUGAGGCGGCUGGGUGUGCCCUAGGUGAAGAGCGGGCGCGUUUCCGUUAACUGCGACGCCUCUGCAGCCACCUGCCUCACGGGGAGCUCGGGCAGGGUCGGGCCGGGGGCGCUGGGCCUUGCUGCACGAGGUCCCUGCUGUUUGCUGCUGCCCUGGCUCUCGGGGUACCUUCCUCUCCACUCGUCAGGUUGGCGAUGCCCGAGGGCUGUGUUUCCCCUCCUCCCUGCGGCUGGAGGUGGCUGCUUAUGCCCUGACGCAGCUCUGGGGACAUCUGCCAGGAAGUGCCAGGCCCAGCCCCGUGCCCAGCGGCACCUUCGGUUCCGCCGGUGGCAGCAGCGGCCUUGAGGUGUCUGCAGCGGCUCUGCUGGCGGCCGGGGCUGGAGGGUCCUCGAGCAGGGUCUGUGCCACGGGACAGUGACAUUGGUCCUAAGAAAAUAGUGUCAGCAGGUUUAAAUUAUAUCCUUAGGUGUUAUUUAUUCCGUUACUCUGAUUGAGUUGUUAUAAAUAUCUUAGACAUAUCCUAUUACAACUGCUAUUAAUGCAUUAAAAAAAUACACGUUGGACUGUCCACAGAGCCUUAUUCUGUAUAUCUCAUAAGACCGAUUCUUUUGGAAUUUAAGAGUGAUACUUUUCUUCUCCUUAACCUUUUUCCCUCAAAUUAAGGGCAAAUGGAUAAGUAGUAGUUUGAGUGACAUUAUGCCUGGAGGGGCCUUCAUGUGUUUAUUAAAUUGGCUUGUAGAUGGACAAUGUGAAAAGUGAAAGAAUUAUUUUAGUGAAAGAUUUUGCUUUACUUUUUGAAGUAUUAUUUUUUUAGUGUUCUACUCCAGUGACUGAAAUAUUUUCAUAUUUAAAGAGCAUUGUUAGAGCCGUAGAAGAGAACAAAAGUGGAACAGUUUACUGAACGUUUACUCUUUCCGUGAAAGACGCCCCAGCAGUGCCGCCGGCGCCGCGAUGGUUGGGGCCUGGUGUCCACCCGCGACGGUGCGUGUCCGAGAGGCUGCGCUAACCCGACAGGCUCAGUGCCACGGCGCGUCCCAGAGGCUGCGCUAACCCAACAGGCUCGGCCCCUUGGGGCUGCAGUGGCCGCCUGGACUCCUCCCAGGUGAGGGAUUUUGGUGCGAAUUCUGUCGUGCACCACGUGUGGCUCACAGGCUCUUGGAGGUGUCCCGUUUCUCCUGGCGCAGGGAGUGCAUAGAGGAGCCCUCGGGCAGUUUGUCCGUCUCAGGUCGGCCGGCUGCAGUGCAUGCUGCACAUGAGACUUGGAGCACGCAGCUUCGGAUGCCUCGUUUCGAUGUACCGUAAAAUCGCAGCACUGCAGGCCAUCGCAUCGCCUGCUCUCUGAAAGCCAUGCUCAGGGCUGUGUGACAUUUCACCUGCAGCUUCUGGAAACCUGAUCCACACACGGACCUCGCUCACGCACGUUCGCACGCAUUUCUAUCACCCAGCAGCCCUGCAGCUCUGCACUGGAAUGCCACGUGUGCAACACACACCGCAAAGCCGGCCUGUGGGAACACAGCACUCCUUAGCAAAGUCAUUGUGUGUGCACCCAGGCGAUGAAGAAAAAUGCUUACUGCACAACCUUCAAAGUCUAUUCCCUUUUCAAUUUAAGCCUUAGAUUACCAUUUAGGUAAUUUAUGUAUGACUUCUGAUCUGCAUUUGUAUAUGCCAGUGCAAUGAUAAAAAUCACUGUAAAAGUUCAUUGCAUUCUGCUGGAUGCAAAGUUAGAAAAUACAAUAAAUGAGACUGAUGAAAGAA